CCCCUCCCUAAAGCAUCGUGAGAGAGGUAAAUUACUAUAAAUUUUGAAAAGAGAGUGGGCAGUUUUGGUUAACUUGCACACACAAGAACCACCCACACACUCAUUCAAGAUCAAGUAGAAAUUAUAGAAGGAAUUGAGAUGGAAAUAAAGGGGGAAAUGAAGCGUUCGAAAUUCAAGAAAAUAUGUGUAUUUUGUGGGAGCAGUCCAGGAAAGAGAAGCAGUUAUAAGGAGGCAGCUGUGGAGCUUGGAAAAGAAUUGGUAUCAAGAAAUAUUGACUUGGUAUAUGGUGGAGGAAGCAUAGGUUUGAUGGGAUUGGUGUCCCAAGCAGUUUACAAUGGUGGUCGCCAUGUUCUUGGAAUAAUUCCCAGGACACUCAUGCCUAGAGAGAUUACAGGUGAAACAGUAGGAGAGGUGAAGGCAGUUGCAGAUAUGCACCAAAGGAAAGCAGAGAUGGCCAGACAUUCUGAUGCAUUUAUUGCAUUACCUGGUGGUUAUGGCACUCUUGAGGAGCUCCUUGAAGUAAUAGCGUGGGCUCAACUCGGGAUCCAUGACAAACCGGUAGGGUUGUUGAAUGUGGAUGGUUAUUAUGAUUCACUGUUAUCUUUUAUUGACAAAGCAGUAGAAGAAGGUUUCAUUAGUUCAACUGCACGUCAUAUUGUUGUAUCAGCGCCUACAGUCAAGGAACUUGUGAAGAAAAUGGAGGCAUAAGUUUCGAGAUCACUUGUUUAACAAUAAAUAAUAUGUAAUAGUUGAAAAUCCUGUCGAGAUUUUCCUUACUUUACAAGGUAAACUCGAUAAUUUAUUUUGUUUGAAUCAACUUUGAAUGUUAUUGAACUAGUUUAUGAGUAUUCAAUUAAGCCAAAAUGAAAGCAUAGAAUUGUCAAAAAAAGAAA
This is a messenger RNA of Olea europaea var. sylvestris, 893 nucleotides long. Its product is annotated as cytokinin riboside 5'-monophosphate phosphoribohydrolase LOG3. The coding region runs from base 139 to 708 and encodes 189 amino acids. Lineage: Eukaryota; Viridiplantae; Streptophyta; Magnoliopsida; Lamiales; Oleaceae. The transcript has 6 exons. The record is from RefSeq and is a predicted model, not a curated record. Gene Ontology annotation, cellular component: nucleus; cytosol. Gene Ontology annotation, biological process: cytokinin biosynthetic process. Gene Ontology annotation, molecular function: hydrolase activity, hydrolyzing N-glycosyl compounds.